Cucurbitaria berberidis CBS 394.84 is the source of this 1630-nucleotide messenger RNA. RefSeq lists its product as uncharacterized. NCBI's taxonomy places the organism in Eukaryota, Fungi, Ascomycota, Dothideomycetes, Pleosporales, Cucurbitariaceae. The transcript has a single exon. The coding region runs from base 60 to 1274 and encodes 404 amino acids. The record is from RefSeq and is a predicted model, not a curated record.
UGGUUCACAGGACGCCUGAGAGCUCCUGACGCUGCGCACGUUUGGAUAGCAAGAGGAAAAUGUGGCAGCUGGGCAAGCACGACAGCGCCAUGGACGCCCCACGCAUUGCACGGCCAUGGACACCGCCCGAGACGGAUGCGGAAUCCAGUCCAAGAUCCGACUACUUCUCGGAUUCUUUCAGAGGCCCCGACUCGGCCUACUCUUCCUUCACCGAGCACCGCUGGCCGCCAAAUCGUCUAGACGAGCUUGCGAACACGAGCUCAAGAUGCGACACGCCUACCGACGACCACCUAUCAAGACCAAAGCCUAUCGCGACGCAUACAUUGCCUUUGCCGUAUACACCUACAAAGACGUUCGGCCUAGAUAAUGAGCAGGCGCAUGGGGCACCAGUAUACCCGUAUACACCAGACAGCUCGCGGAUACUGCGACGCAAUACUGAAGUCCAAUCGUCGCCUACACCGUGGGACGACUACCCAGAAGACUCGCCCUCGCCGGUACAGGACGCGCUCUCUUCGUGCAUUGCGCAGUUUGAGAACCUCAUACAGACGCGGCAGCCAGACGACGACCAGAUGGAAUACAUAGUGGGCCAGUUCGAAGCCAUAGCCAGCUACCUUUCCGCGCCAGAAUCGCAGACAAGGAAGACGGACGAGCAGCUCUCCGCCGAGCAAGAAGGCAGCACUGGCCUAGGCAUCACAAGUUCCACAGAAGCGACGCGCGAUUCGCAGACGUCUGUCCAGGUCAAUGAGGAGUAUGUGGCCGAGGUGGGACGUUACAUUGCGGGCGUAAAGACCUAUAUUGAAGAUCUGAAGAUGCGCCUGGAUGAAGUCAAGACGUUGAACAGCAUCCAAUUAGAAGUCAUCGAUGAUCUACGCCGGCAGAUGAAGACGGUGCGCCAGGAGAUGCGCACUUCACUCGACAUGCGAAAAGAUCUCGACCAGGCAGAAGCAGAGCUCGCAGACAUUGGAGAUGGCCAAAGCAACGACGAGCUCGAAGGGGCUGCACCAGGACGCGAGCAGAAAGAGUUUGGCCUCGAGAGCUGGGAAACCAUAGCCAACGACGAUGCUUCCUCUCCGCGAAGAUGCCCUCCAAAUGGCACCGAUGAGAUCAGCAAAUCGAGAAGGGAAGAGAAGCUUUCUAAGACCGAAGACCCUUGUCCUCCACCACCACCGAGACGCAAAGUCAGAAGAAUCCUUCGCAGACCACAGCAACAAAGUUUCUGGCAGGCUCUGGCCGAAGCGCUGGAUGCCUUUGGCGGUUUAUUCUUCGAGGACUGAAAUAUUUGAAAGAAGCUACUAGACCACCCACCGUACGAGCGCGCCUUCCCACAGAUCACACCACUUCCUUCCUACUUUGAGCAUGCACGAGCGACUUACCACCACACCACCACCACCACACACACUUUCGCUCACAGCACAAAUCGACACAACACGACACGACAUCAACGCCAAUAACGAAAUCCCUUUUGUCUGUUACCCAGUCUAUACUUUUUCCUUUGUCCUUUGUCCCUUGUAGCUCUGACAUCCCGCAUAGCGAAGGCGCCUGCUUGUUUGUUGAAUCUGCGGAAACCGAAGUAAAUCUCUUUUGUAUAUGGGAUUUGCAUAAACUGGGGAAAGGCAAUAUACCCUGCUUG